UCUUUGCACUACCUUCUUUGCACUGUUACCGCUAUGUCCGGCUUGACCUUUAACCACAAUAUACCAGGAAACCUUUCUUACGAUCACUUGAACUAUGGAAAAAUAUUUAACGACCCCAUACAUGGUCAUAUACGCCUGGAUGAUGUUCAGAUGCAAUUCGCCGAUACCGUCCAGUUUCAACGGCUCCGCGAGUUAAAACAGUUAGGCGCUUGUUACUAUGUCUUCCCAGGCGCCAGCCAUAAUCGGUUUGAGCAUUCGCUUGGAGUUUCAUACUUGGCUGCUGGCGUGAUUGAGCAUUUCAAAGAGAAUCAACCGGAGUUACAUAUCACACAGGACGAAAUUGAUAGUGUCAAGAUAGCAGGAUUGUGCCAUGACCUUGGUCAUGGUCCCUAUUCACAUUUAUUCGACAAUGAAUUUAUGCCACUUGCCCGACCUCACAAACGAUGGACUCAUGAAGAGGCAUCAGAGAUGAUGUUAGAGUAUUUGAUAGACGACAACUACAUUGAUAUUGAUAGACACCAAAUCAAUUUUAUCAAAGACUUGAUUGCUGGAGUCCCCAAAUCAACCAGUCAAGCGAAUGAUAGAGCAUUUUUGUUCGACAUAGUCGCCAACAAGCGCAACAGUUUAGAUGUGGACAAAUUUGACUACAUUGAACGGGACUGCUACAAUCUAGGUGCCAAGUCUUCCUACGACGCCAAACGACUGAUGUGGUUCUCUCGAGUUAUCGACAAUCAGAUAUGCUACCAUGAGAAAGAGGUGUACAAUUUGUAUGAAAUCUUUCAUACUCGAUAUAGCCUCUUCAAGCAAAUGUAUACCCACCGAAAAGCUAAGGCUGUCGAGUGCAUGAUCACUGAUAUCUUAGUUGCCGCCGAUCCUUUUCUCAAGAUAUCGGAAUCAGUGGAAGACCCUAAGAAAUUUUGGAAGCUCACAGAUGGUAUUUUGAAGACAAUUGAGCAUUCAGAGGAUGAUGAGCUAAAGGAUGCACGUCAAAUUAUCAAAAGACUACGCACACGUAAACUCUAUCGAUUUGUGGAUGAAUUUCUUAUUCCGGCUGGCAUGGAGUCGCAUAUUACAAAAGACAAGAUUUCUGCCCGAGAAUUGGUCAGCUACCAGUCGGAUAACAGUGGCUUGGUGGAGGAGGAUGUGAUUAUUGAAUGGCUGGUGAUUAAUUAUGCUAUGAAGGACCGUAAUCCAAUGGACUCUGUUCGGUUCUUCAGUAAGCGGCAUCAAGACCAAGGGUCUUUCACCAUUCCCAAGCAACAAGUAUCGUCCCUUGUGCCAUCCCAAUUUCAAGAAAUCAACAUUCGAGUUUUUGCCAGAAACCCUGAAAAGUCAAAAGAGAUACGCAAAGCGUUUUAUCGCAUGAUGAGGACGUACAAUUUGAAUGAGCAAUUGAAACCUGAUAUUGAAUCUUGGAUGACAGCCCGUCAAAACUUAUGGGAGACAGAUAACAUAUGAAUCAAUGGAGAUCAAUGUUUACAAGAACUGGUGUGUGUUUUUUGUUUUUGCGAAAAUACAAUA
Molecule: messenger RNA, 1521 nt
Organism: Umbelopsis ramanniana AG
Lineage: Eukaryota; Fungi; Mucoromycota; Umbelopsidomycetes; Umbelopsidales; Umbelopsidaceae
Exons: 12
Coding region: 34-1458 (474 amino acids)
Biological process (GO): dGTP catabolic process
Cellular component (GO): nucleus
Molecular function (GO): dGTPase activity
Source: RefSeq, a predicted model, not a curated record